Molecule: messenger RNA, 348 nt
Organism: Protopolystoma xenopodis
Lineage: Eukaryota; Metazoa; Platyhelminthes; Monogenea; Polystomatidea; Polystomatidae
Source: the annotation of a GenBank genome assembly
AUGUCACCACAUGUUUUUAUAAAUCUUCGGGCGGCCGAUAAGAAGACUUCAUGCCCUCUUCCUCGUUCUUUCUCCUUCUCUUCUUCUCCUUCAUUUACUCAUUCUCUUCCUCCUCCUCAUACUUCGCCUUCUCUUCUCUUUCUCUUUCUGCCUCUUCUUCUUCACUUUUUUCUGCUUCCUCCGUUCAUCCUCCUCCUCCCCCCAUUUUAUCUCUUCUACAUUUCCUUCACCUCUAUCCCUUUUUUUCCUGUUUGCGAUCCUCCUUCCUUAUCCUUCACUUUCUUCUCCCUUCCUUACUCCUUCGCCUUCACUUAUUCUCCUUCUCCCUCUCCCCAAUCCAUCGCCUAA